Messenger RNA from Zingiber officinale, 2376 nucleotides. Its product is annotated as aspartic proteinase nepenthesin-2-like. The transcript has 12 exons. The record is from RefSeq and is a predicted model, not a curated record. The coding region runs from base 82 to 1974 and encodes 630 amino acids. Gene Ontology annotation, biological process: proteolysis. NCBI's taxonomy places the organism in Eukaryota, Viridiplantae, Streptophyta, Magnoliopsida, Zingiberales, Zingiberaceae. Gene Ontology annotation, molecular function: aspartic-type endopeptidase activity.
CAACGUAAAUCGAUCCCGUCGCAGAAAGACCAACCCCUCCCUCCUCCGCCGUGGCCGGAUCCCGUUUUUGCAAUCGCUUCGAUGGACCGCGCGAGGGAUCGGGCCUCCGCCGCCGUCUCCUUCUUCCUCUUCGUCCUCUCCAUCUCCGUGGAUGCCGCCGGACCGGCGCCGGGAACUCCGCUCCACUCCCUCGCUGGGUCACCUCACUUGGUCCUGCCGCUAGUCCUCUCCCGCGCGAACUCAACUCGCCGAUCCCCCGGUUCGAGGCGCUUUCUUUCCCGUCAAUUUUCAGCCAACGCUCGGAUGAGGCUCUACGAUGAUCUCCUCACCAACGGGUAUUACACUACGAGGCUCUUUAUCGGCUCGCCGCCUCAAAAAUUUGCUUUGAUUGUCGAUUCAGGGAGUACGGUCACAUAUGUUCCUUGCUCCACAUGCGAGCAAUGUGGGAAUCAUCAGGACCCAAGAUUUCAACCUGAUUUAUCAAGCACAUAUGAACCUGUAAAAUGCAAUGUUGCUUGUACCUGUGACCAGGAUCAAAAGCAGUGUACUUAUGAGAGGCAAUAUGCUGAAAUGAGCUCUAGUACUGGUGUGCUCGGCGAGGACCUUAUAUCAUUUGGAACAGAAAGUGAACUUAAACCUCAGCGUGCUACUUUUGGGUGUGAAAAUUCUGAAACUGGUGAUUUAUUUAGUCAACAUGCUGAUGGCAUAAUUGGUCUGGGCCGUGGACCGCUCAGUUUAAUGGACCAGCUUGUUGAAAAGGGUGUUAUUGGUGAUUCAUUUUCUUUAUGCUAUGGAGGGAUGGAUAUUGGUGGAGGUACAAUGGUUCUUGGGGAGAUAACCCCACCUACUGACAUGGUGUUUUCCCGAUCAGAUCCUGUUCGAAGUGCAUACUACAAUAUCGAGCUCAAGGGAAUAUAUGUGGAUGGUAGGCCACUGCAAAUAGAUUCAAGAGUAUUUGAUGGCAGGCAUGGCACAGUCUUGGAUAGCGGAACCACAUAUGCAUAUCUACCAGAGGAAGCAUUUAUAGCUUUUCAAGACGCUAUCCUGAGCAAGUUACAAUCUCUUAAGCAAAUUCCUGGACCUGAUCCAAAUUAUAAAGAUAUUUGCUUUUCUGGUGCGGGAAGUGAUGUCUCUCAACUUUCAAACAUCUUCCCAAAGGUUGAUAUGGUAUUUGGUAAUGGAGAAAAGCUAACACUUUCACCAGAGAACUACUUGUUUCGGCACUCAAAGGUUAGCGGUGGUUAUUGCCUAGGAGUUUUUCAGAAUGGAAGAGACCAAACGACACUUUUAGGAGGUAUUGUUGUUAGGAAUACACUGGUGACUUAUGAUCGUCAGAAUGAGAGAAUUGGAUUUUGGAAAACCAAUUGUUCUGAAUUAUGGGAGAGAUUACAUGUGGGUGGAGCCCCAUCACCUGCACCUUCACAGUCAACAAAUUCCACCAUAUUUGAUUCACCUGCUCCUUCUCCUAGUGUUUUGCCAGAUCAAUUCAAAAUUGGGCUUAUAGCCUUUGAAAUGUCUCUGAAUAUUACAUAUGCUGACCUAUUGCCCCACACAAUGGAACUAGCAGUGCUAAUUGCGAAUGAGUUGGGGAUUGAUACAAAUCAGGUUCAUUUGGUAAAUAUUAUGAGUGAGGGAAACACUACGCGACUAAGAUGGGAAAUUUUUCCAAAUGGGUCUUCUAAUUACUUUUCUAGUUCAGCAGCAACGAAUAUUAUAUCCCGGUUAACUGAACAUCAAGUUCACCUUCCUGAAAAUUUUGGAAGUUAUCAGUUGGUUGGAUGGAACGUUGAGCCUCCUUCAAGAAGAACAUGGUGGGGAAAGCAUGCGGUGGCUGUUAUUGCCGGAAUAUCACUUGUGAUUUUGCUCAGUUUUUCGACCUUCUUCGUAUGGCACUUCUGGAGGCAGAGGAAAGGAUUCAAUGCAUAUAGGUCCGUGGAUGCACCUGUUCCUGAACAAGAAUUGCAGCCGUUAUAAACCAUGCAGCUCGAUUCGACCAAACACUGUACCAUUUUCAUUCCCAACACUAAAACAAACUGUCAUCAGAGAAGCUCACAUGAUAUAGUAGCAAAAGAGAGCUGGUAGAUUGCCAUGAAGAGAUACUGCAAUGGCAUCAAUGAUCCGUGUUUUUCUUAUGUUUUAACAGGACGGGGUACAUAAAUAAGGAGGCAUCAUAUUUUUCUGUCUGAUUAAUUUUUUCUUUUGUUAAAAAAUGUAAGCUCAUUCAGUGACUCAGCAUAAAGUGAACUACAACAGAGUUAAUAGGCAGGUUAUCUCUACACUCAACGUGGUUUAAUCAACACUCACGUUGUACUAUUUUAUGUAUCAUGCUUGCCAUGAACAAACAUUUUGCAGUAAAGGUCUCAUUGGAAUGCUCAA